AUGUCGUCUAAGGCAAACGUAAUCUUGGAGACUUUGAUUAUUGCUUUAAUCUAUUUCAGUGUAGUAGACUGUGACACAUGUCCAGCAGACAGCUUUGUAAACUCCUUAGCAGCUGACCAGUUUAGUUGUGCAAAGAAGUGGUUGCCAGUCAAGCAGCUUCAUUGGACGAAGAAGAAAAGAAUACUGGUAACCGGUGGUGCCGGUUUUGUUGGCUCUCAUUUAGUUGAUAAAUUAAUGCAAGAUGGUCAUGAGGUUAUAGCUCUUGACAAUUUUUUCACAGGAAAACGGCAUAAUAUCGAACAUUGGAUUGGACAUAGUAAUUUUGAACUUUUACAUCAUGAUGUUACCAAUCCUAUAUAUGUGGAAGUGGAUGAAAUUUACCAUUUAGCUUCACCAGCGUCACCUCAACAUUAUAUGCAUAAUCCUAUACGUACUAUUAAAGCAAACACAUUGGGUACUUUAAAUAUGUUAGGAUUAGCUCGUCGUACAAAUGCCAAAUUUUUAUUCGCUUCUACUUCAGAAAUUUACGGCGAUCCUGAAAGCUUGUUAUGA
This is a messenger RNA of Schistosoma mattheei, 552 nucleotides long. The record is from the annotation of a GenBank genome assembly. Lineage: Eukaryota; Metazoa; Platyhelminthes; Trematoda; Strigeidida; Schistosomatidae.